This is a messenger RNA of Penicillium samsonianum, 5940 nucleotides long. RefSeq names its product Killer toxin subunits alpha/beta 6. Lineage: Eukaryota; Fungi; Ascomycota; Eurotiomycetes; Eurotiales; Aspergillaceae. Gene Ontology annotation, molecular function: hydrolase activity, hydrolyzing O-glycosyl compounds; serine-type endopeptidase activity; chitin binding. The record is from RefSeq and is a predicted model, not a curated record. The transcript is spliced from 13 exons. The coding region runs from base 1 to 5940 and encodes 1979 amino acids. Gene Ontology annotation, biological process: carbohydrate metabolic process; proteolysis.
AUGUGGCUCUGGAAUGCUUGCUGGGCUUCCAGGCUGCUGCUGCUGCUGUCCGCGGCCAGUGGUCUGGCGUCUGGCCUGUCACAGUUCCAGCGCCUCGAGUUGAAUAAAAACCCCUGCCCGGGCGCCUGCGACCCCAGCGGGAAUACCACAAAGUGGUUCACGUACCACAGCGUGGACGAGUUCGCCGCGUGCAACGAGCCAAUCUUGCUCAACCUUAACCUCUACACGCCUGUCGACGACGAUUCAACACACACCAUAAUCCGCGCCUGCACCCUUGGCAACGCGCAUAGCAAAGUCAACUUUCUUGCCGCUUCCGGCUACGUAGCCCCUGAUGCCUUGGGCGCAACAAACUUUGGCCCGUCGUCUCCUCAGCGGCGGGAUGACUCUGGCUCUGCUGCAAGUCUAGCCUAUGGCGGAAGGCCGGCCGCCAAGUCCAAUGCCACGGCCUACCUGACAAAGUGGAAGACCAGCGAUCCCCUCAGCAGCAAGGCCACCGAAGACGUUAUCCUCGCCGCACAGGCUCUCCAACGGAACCUCAAGCAAGAGACCGCGAUCCACGGAAAGAAGAAGAUUAUCUUCACCUAUCUCCACGGCACGCUCAUCGGUCUUUAUUCCGGGUCACAGGUCGAUUUGAUGCAGACCUCUGCGUCCAUGCUGGACCAGUUUAUCACGGCUCUUGAGGGUCAAGACUCGAACUCGGCCCCCUCUAGAAAGACUCUCGAGAUCUGCGGGGGGCACUGCACGGCAAGCCACAUCUUUGGUGUCGUUGCGGACGCAGGAGGUGAUUUUCGCGCCGUCCAGAGCAUUGUAAAAUCAUGGAACGACGGCGAGCUUCUGUCCGCUAAGUCCGAGGUGGAAACCGAGUCCGUUGCCAAGUCUUCCCUCUGGACGUUCGCUAGCAACAAUGCCACACAGCAUCAGCAUCGACGACGCAGUCAUGUGCGCCACCUAAAUCCAAGAGCCGAGUGUCGCAGCAUCAGAGUCGAGGGCAAAGACACGUGUACCUCGCUGGCAACUCGCUGCGGCAUUGGAGGCACGGCGUUCGAGAACUUCAACAAGGGCACGCUAAACUGUCGCUCCCCACUCCAGCCCGGCCAGCCCGUAUGCUGCUCGUCCGGUACGCUGCCGGACGUCAUGCCAGAUCCAAAUCCAGAUGGGUCCUGUGCGUUCCAUGAGGUCCAAGAGGACGAAUACUGCCAGUCGAUCGCCGCAAGCUACGGGUUGACGACUGAUGAUCUGUUCGACCUUAACAAGAAGACGUGGGCCUGGGAUGGCUGCGGCAACCUCCUGUUGGGUCUGCGGAUUUGUGUCAGUGAAGGGUUUCCUCCCCUACCCGCAUCCGUGUGGAACGCUGAGUGCGGCCCAACGGUGCCGGACACGAAGCCUCCAAAGGAGGGCGAGGAGCUCGCCGAGAUGAACCCCUGCCCGCUGGAUGUCUGCUGCAACAUAUGGGGCAUGUGCGGAACCACGGUCGACUUUUGCAUACCGUCCAACUCCACGACUGGAAACCCCGGCACAUCGGCGCCCAAGGAAAACGGAUGCAUCGCCAACUGCGGAAUGGAGAUGGUGAACGAUAACAAACCGCCCGAGUUAUAUAAGAAGAUCGGCUAUUUUGAGGGCUGGAACUACAACCGCCCGUGCCUCACCAUGCAUGUCGACGACAUCGAUGACGGCUACACGCACAUUCACUUUGCAUUUGGCGAGUUCUCCUCCGACAUGGAGGUGCUCAUCAAAGAAGACGUUCAAGAGCAGUGGAAGGCUUUUAUAAAAGCCGACAGGGACUACAAGAAGGUUCUGUCAUUUGGCGGGUGGGAAUUCUCCAAUGCCCCCGCCACGUCGGGUCUCUUCCGCCUGGCGGUAUCGCCGGACCGUAGGGAUACGUUUGCUGAGAAUGUCGUCAAGUUUGCUGCCGACAAUGGCCUGGAUGGCCUUGACUUUGACUGGGAGUAUCCUGGCGCAACUGACAUUGAGGGAUCGGAUCCUGGAAGUGAGGACGAUGGCGAGAAUUACCUCGAAUUCCUGAAGCUCGUACGUGAGAAGCUGCCCAAAGGCAAGUCGCUUUCGGUUGCCACUGCGGCCUCCUUUUGGUAUCUCAAGGGCUUUCCGGUCAAGGAAAUGGCACCGGUCCUGGACUACUUUAUCCACAUGACGUAUGACUUUCAUGGUCAAUGGGAUGUGGCCAGGGAAUGGUCUAUGGACGGAUGCCCAGCAGGGAACUGUCUACGGUCCCAUGUGAACUCAACGCAGACGCACGAGUCCCUAGUCAUGAUGACAAAGGCCGGCGUCCCAUCGCACAAGAUUGUUGUGGGCGUGACCAGCUACGGGAGAUCGUUCAAGAUGUCUGAUCCGACUUGCCGCGGCCCAAUGUGCACGUUUGUCGGCGAGAGAAAUGAUUCGCCUGCAAAGCCGGGCAGAUGCACGGAUACUGGCGGCUACAUCUCCAACUUCGAGAUCCUCGAAAUUAUCGAUAAAGGUGGUGCCAUCAAAAGCUGGUAUGACGAGGCAACUGAUUCAGAUUAUCUGGUCUUUAAUUCUGUCGAGUGGGUGGCGUAUAUGACCGACAAGACCAAAGACCGCCGGCGCAGCCAGUAUAAGGGCCUCAACUGUGGCGGUACAACUGACUGGGCUAUUGAUCUCCAGGGAGAAGGAAGACGUGCUAACACAGGCGACCCUGUCUAUUUGGACCCCAUCGUAUACAAGGAGCCCGAUGCCUGGUGCGAAGCACCAUGUGUGCUGGUCUUCCCACCUAGCCAGCUUCCCUCGCCAACGACCAUCGACCCAGGAGAGUACGUCACUUCGCUUCUCUACGGCACCACAACCGAUACCACCAAGAACGGCGAAACGGUCACCGCGUUCGUGACGCAGACGACGACAAUCACCAUUGACCUGCCCGCAAUCACGACCGACGAGUUAUCGUACUCCAACGUCAACAUCAGCCGGAAUCAAGACACCAGCUCGCUCUGGGUCGGGGUUAGGGUUCCUAUCGCACCCGUCACCGUGAGCCUGGACGACGGUGGGGGCGGCACGACCACACGUGUUCUUACCCUUCCCGCGUGGCCGGCUGUAACCAAAGGCCCACGGCCUGAUGGUGACGAUGACGACGACGACGACGACAAGGACGAUGAGGACUGGGAACUACCGAAUCCAAUUGAGACAACAGGCACACUAGAGCCCUUUGAGCCGACCCCGACGACCUUGCCUAUUUGGCGAACAUAUCCACCUUACAUUGUCGAGCCUGUCAACGAGGAGGAUGACGGUGAUGAUGACAAUGACGACGACGACGACGACGUUGUGAUUAUCACGAGCUGCAACCUAUGGUUCUUCAAUAUAUGUAUUGGAGGCAAAUUCAAGUCGCUUAAAUGGACCCUCCCUCCAGGCAUUUAUCCACCCGGUCCGCCGCCUCCAGAUAUCAUAGGUCCCCCUGCAAGCCCCAAAUUCACUAUCAACCCGCCGCUUCCCCCUUGGCCGGAAAUCACCGUCGGCCAUGACAAAAAGCUCACAUACAGCGACGAGCCGUCCUGUAAGACCGAGUCGGCAGAGCUCUGCUCCACGACGGUCACGAAGUCGGAGACUCUGGUCGGGACAAUCACGUCCACGGUCACUGCAACUGCGUCCGCCUGCGACACAGUCUACGGCUGCUCCUUGACAGACUGGUCCUCGACCACGACGACCACUCCAUCAGUUUGCGCCCAGCCCACGGCGACCGGCGGCGCAUAUGAGCCGCCAGAAAUCGGGUGUCCGGCUCCCGCCAUCGUCUACCCCAAGGAUCCUGAGAACGUGGGCUCGAUCCCUAGCCUGCUUCAGGGGUAUGACGACUACGUUGAGGUCGGACUGACCACGGAAAACUGGGUGGCGUUCUACUGGAUUCCCAUGCUCGGCCAAGAUACCAUGGACGUUCUGAGACGAUCGCCCGACGUCUCGUACGCGUACUACUACGAGGAGAGAAACUAUAACAUUGGAGAGUCCUUCUCCUUGGAGGACGAAUUCCGAGACUGGGACCUUCCCUCCCGCUCGGAGGCUCCAGCCGCCGCGGGCAAGCCGCACGAUGGAAUGUCGUCGGACGACCUGCUAGAGGACUUUGAGCCUGAUCUGGAUACGGAGCCCAGCUCACUGAAUGACACGCUCCGGUUCGAGUCGCGGCACGACAAGAGACAGACACAAUUCCACGUGCCCCGAGACACGCCCUUUUGGGGCCCUUCGCAAGUGUCCUUGCCCAAGGGCAGUAGCUGGGGCUCGCCGGGCAGCUUAAGCUUCGACCCCGAGAAACCCAACGGCGACAAAUACACAUAUAACUACGACGUCGCCAGCGCGCUGGAUACAUAUAUGUAUGCGCUUUUCGACGACGGCAUUUGGACUGAUCACAGUGAGUUCAUGGGCAGGAGCAUAGAGUACCUUGACUCCCAGCACACCUUAGGUCCCAACGCCGCGUAUUCGCCAAGCUAUUCUCAUGGGUCCGGGGUUGCCGCCCAGGUUAUCGGCAACCAGGUUGGCAUUUGUCCGUCGUGCACCUUGGUCGUUGUCACAAGCGAGCAUCCGGGGAGAGACGUAGAAAGCUGGUAUCAGUUUCCCAACGAAAAGAUCAUUUCCCAUCUCAUCGACACACUGGAUGAUGUCAAGAAGAAGAAGAGGCAGGGCAAGGCGACCGUCAGCAUGAGCUUUUCCUACGGCCGCGAGACCAUGACACCCAUGUUUCACAUCGCCUUCCGACAACUACUAGUCAAGCUUGACGAGCAAGGUGUUGUAGUGGUCGCAUCGGCCAACAACCACGCACUGAAAAAAAAAGAGGGCAUCCCCGUGCAAAGAUAUCCUGCCAAAUUCGCCGACCCCAACGACCAGUAUGGCGGCUUUGCCAAUAUGAUUGUGGUGGCAGCGUCAAACUGGAAGACCGAGAAGGCCGACUUCUCCAAUUACUCCCCUUUCGUCGCGACGUUUGCCCCGGGGAGUGACAUCCACUGCCCCGCCGACAAGUUUUUGCACCCCGGCCAAAAAUAUGAUGGCCUGCAGGGGCACUUCCUAUGCAACGUCAAGAAGCUCAUCCAGCUCUUUGCGCGUCGCUUCGCCGUACACGGCCACAACGUCGACCCCGCAGCCCGGCGGCCGAUCAUUUGGAACGGCCAGGUCGGCGAGCACAGCUGUCUGCGCGACUAUGGGUCCAAGGAAGACUGGGCCAAGGUGUGCCCGACCAUCCAGGACAGCCUUGACGACGAGCCAAUGAACCCUGGGGAGCCCGUGGAGCCUUGCAGGUCAGGCCAGAGCGGCAACCCGACAAGGCGACGGCAGGACGGUGGUAGCUGCCCCCUUAUCCCCAAUGACAACGGCCCGGGCAAGAACAUCGACUGGGAAGACGGCCCGUCGGCGCCCGAGUGCGACGGCGACGAUCACUGCGGUGGAGAGCUUUGCAAGGGGUACUACUGCGAUCCGAACCCGAAGAUCAGCCAUCCUCCGGACUACUACGACCCCAAGGACCCACAGAACCCUCAUGGCAUGCCGCCCCAGAAACCGACAUCAACAUCGACGACUACUGUUACAUCACCAACGACUACAUCAUCGCCGCCUGUUAAAACUUUGCCAUUGUGCCUUGGUUCAUCAAAAACACCUACAUCGCAAUAUCCCAUCUAUGCCUAUAGCAUUUAUGCGCCUGGUUUACACUGCGAUGGUUUAUUUGUCAGCGACGCCAAUAUCGGAUCGUCUCCGCCAAUCUGCGACAUCUCUAACGACGAGUUCUCCUUUGACUUCUGCAAAGAAGGCGAUGCUAAAUUUGUGAAUGAAGGCCCUGAAUUUUUUUCCGAAUGCGGAUUUCAACUCUCCCUCAAUGGCAAAAAGUAUACGCCUCGACAGCUAGACCCUAUGGAUGAUGACAACCCGUGCUCAGGCACCUGUCCUGACGUUGUAUCGGUUCAAGGAAUCUUGUUAUUCGAGGGUAUGCCUGCAUGCAACUAG